UUUCGAGUCUUACUUUGAACAUUUGCCGCGAAAUACAUUUUACUGUCUUUUUGCAACUUUCCUGUGAUGCCAAUCGCAACAACAUGUACACUGAUCUCUCAAGUUUGUUAUCAUCAUGGCUUCUCAAUAGUACCGAAUCCGGUAAAGCAUCGAUCAAAGCUCAGCCACCAAUCAUCGCCCAAGAAACAGCUGUAGAACGCGUCGCGUGUUGCAAGAGACGAGACGAAACGACCCCAAAAGUAUUUCCACCUCACCGCCUUGUCGCGCGCCAAUUCCCCAAUUCUCUACACUCCUCUUUUCUACAAUGUCCGAUUCUUCCACAGCCACACCAGCACCAACCCACGAGCCGCCUUCCCUGCCCGCUUCCCCGCUCCCAAAACGCACAAAAGUCAUCGACCCCACCCCUCUCACACACUCGACCGCCCUCCCGCGCGCCAGCGAUUCCGGCACUGCAACGCCCACACCUAUUAUCGGCAUGUCUCUUCAACCUUCGGCGCCCGUGGCCACUGCGAGCUCCGAGCAACAAGCUCUGCAGGUGCAAUUGCUGAGUGACGCGGCCAAGGCGCCGACAAAAGGCAGUGCGUUUGCCGCUGGUCACGAUCUGUACAGCGCAAGGGAUGUGGUGAUCCCGGCCAGGGGACGAGCGAGGGUGGACACAGAUAUCUCAAUUGCGGUGCCAGCGGGAACAUAUGGUCGUGUAGCCCCUCGUUCCGGCCUCGCAGCCAAACACGGCAUCGACACCAUGGCCGGUGUUAUCGACGCGGAUUAUCGUGGCCAGGUCGGCGUUAUACUAGCAAAUUUGUCGGAACAGGACUUUGAGGUCAAGAUCGGCGACCGCAUCGCGCAGCUGAUUGUCGAAAAGAUCGUCAUGCCGGACGUCGUUGUUGUCGAGAAGCUGGAAGAAAGUGUACGGGGUGCUGGUGGAUUCGGUAGCACAGGCGGAUUUGGUGCCAACGGUGCUUGA
Periconia digitata is the source of this 964-nucleotide messenger RNA. Lineage: Eukaryota; Fungi; Ascomycota; Dothideomycetes; Pleosporales; Periconiaceae. The record is from the annotation of a GenBank genome assembly.